Messenger RNA from Jaculus jaculus (lesser Egyptian jerboa), 267 nucleotides. RefSeq names its product histone H2A.Z-like. Gene Ontology annotation, cellular component: nucleosome. Gene Ontology annotation, molecular function: structural constituent of chromatin; protein heterodimerization activity; DNA binding. The coding region runs from base 1 to 267 and encodes 88 amino acids. The transcript has 2 exons. NCBI's taxonomy places the organism in Eukaryota, Metazoa, Chordata, Mammalia, Rodentia, Dipodidae. The record is from RefSeq and is a predicted model, not a curated record.
AUGGCUGGGGGUGAGGCUGGCAAGGGCUCCGGAAAGGCCAUGACAAAGGCAGUUUCUGCUCACAGCAAGCUGGCUGCACUUGAAUUGGUAAGAAAUGGCUCAAAAGACUUGAAGGUGAAGUAUAUUACCCCACAUCACUUGCAACUUGCUAUCCGUGGAGAUGAAGAAUUGGACUCUCUCAUCAAGGUGACAGUUGCUGGUGGUGGUGUCAUUCCACACAUCCACAAAUCUCUCGUUGGGAAGAAAGGGCAGCAGAAGGCUAUCUAA